AUGUGCCUUGGUAUUAUCGGAAAAAACUCGAAUCGUUUUACAGUACAGUUUUUCUUAUUUAUAUGUUUUAUUGUUAUGGCUACAAAUGUAGUGGUCUCAAUGAAGCCACAAGACUUUAGAACUUGUGCGCAGACUUCAUUUUGUCGCAGAAAUCGUGCAUAUGCUGACAAAGCUACUUCUAGCUCGUUUAUUUCACCGUAUAAUGUAGUUAAAGACACAAUUAAUAUAGAAAAUGGAAUUAUUUCAGGGGAAUUAAUUAAUACUGACAAUAAAGUCUCUUUUAUUUUUGAAAUUCAUCUUUUAAUAAAUAAUAUUGCUAGAAUCAAAAUCAAUGAAAAAUAUCCAUUAAAACCAAGAUAUGAUGGGGCAAAAUAUUGGUCUCUAAUUCAAGAGCCUUUAAAUACUUUGGAAUACACAGAAAAUCCUUCAACUGGAAAGGAUGGUGUUACAUCUCUUUCUUUCGGGGUAGAUAGGAAUCAUAAAGUUAUAAUACAUCAUACCCCAUUUCACGUUGAAUUAUUGGUUAAUGAUGAGCCAGUCAUUAUAUUUAAUAAUCGUGGAUUCUUUAAUUUUGAACAUUUAAGAAAAAAAGAUGAUCCAGCCAAUCAACCUGAGGAAUUAACAAUUCAAUCUGAAAUAAAUGCAGAACAGGAGGAAGGUUUAUGGGAAGAAACAUUUAAUGGAAAAUUAGAUUCAAAACCAAAUGGGCCCGAGUCUAUUGGUCUCGAUAUCUCAUUCCCCGGGUUUAGCCACGUAUAUGGUAUCCCUGAACACGCAUCAACUCUUUCAUUAAAGGAAACACGCGGAGGAGAUGGCGCAUAUAACGAACCGUAUCGAUUAUAUAAUUUGGAUGUAUUUGAAUUUGACUUAGAUAGUCCAGCAGCUUUGUAUGGCUCGAUUCCAUUUUUGUUGGCACAUCGCAAGGGAGCAUCGACUGCAAUAUUAUGGCUCAAUGCAGCUGAAACGUGGAUUGAUAUUGUCAAAAGCAAAGAUGACAAAGGUUUCCUCAGUUUCGGAAAAUCCACACCCACUUCAACGCAUACACAUUGGUUUUCUGAAUCUGGUAUUAUUGAUGUAUUUGCUUUUCUUGGACCAACUACAUCUGACAUAUUCAAGCAAUAUGGGUUGCUUACCGGAUUCACUGCUCUACCUCAAUCAUUUGCAAUCGGUUAUCAUCAAUGUCGCUGGAAUUAUCUUAAUCAGGAUGAUGUAGCCGAAGUAGACGAAGGUUUUGAUAAAUAUGAUAUCCCAUAUGAUGUAAUUUGGUUGGAUAUUGAGCAUACCGAUGACAAAAGAUACUUUACAUGGGACAAAGUAAAAUUCUCAGAACCUGAAAAAAUGCAAAGAGAUAUUGGUAGGAAAGGGAGAAACAUGGUUGUUAUCGUAGAUCCACAUGUAAAAAGAGACGAUAAUUAUUAUAUUUAUAAAGAAGCUAAGGAUUUGGAUAUUCUUACCAAAGAUAAAGAUGGUAAAAUAUUUGAAGGCUGGUGUUGGCCUGGUAGCUCAGUUUGGAUUGAUUGGACUAAUCCAAAAGCUCAAGAGUGGUUUGCCAAAAAAUUUGCAUUUGAUCAAUAUAAGGGUUCGACCGAAUUCUUAUUUAUUUGGAAUGAUAUGAAUGAGCCCUCCAUUUUUAGUGGACCUGAAAUUACAAUGCCGAAAGAUCUUCUUCAUUAUGAAGGAUGGGAACAUCGCGAUUUACAUAACCUUUUUGGAAUGACUUUUCAUGCAGCGACAUCUCAAGGUUUAAUUAACAGAACAAGUCCGAAUCAUCGUCCUUUUGUACUUUCUCGAUCAUUUUUUCCUGGAAGUCAACGAUUUGGUGCAAUUUGGACGGGUGAUAUUGCCGCAAAUUGGGACCAUCUAGCUGCUUCAUCCCCAAUGUUAUUGACUAUUGGUAUUUCUGGAUUGCCAUUCUCAGGAGCUGAUGUCGGUGGAUUCUUUGGGAAUCCUGAACCUGAACUACUAGUUCGUUGGUAUCAAACCGGUGCUUUUCAACCAUUCUUUAGAGCACAUGCUCAUAUUGAUACCAAACGUCGAGAACCUUGGUUAUUUGGAGAACCGUACACUGGUUAUAUAAGAAAUGCUAUUCGACAAAGAUAUAUUUUGUUACCUUUUUGGUAUACUUUAUUCCAAGAAGCUAGUACUAAUGGAAUGCCAAUUAUUAGACCGAUGUUUGUAGUUUUUCCUGAUAAUGAAGAAACAUUUGCAAUGGAAGAUCAAUAUUUCGUUGGAAAUUCUCUUCUUGUCAAACCUAUUACGAGUCAAGGACAAACUACUACUGAAAUUUACUUUGCAGGAAACGAUCUAUAUUAUGAUUAUUAUACAUUUAAAAAAGUUCAAGGAUCUGGUAAAUUAAAAAUGGAUAUUCUUAUGAAUAAGAUUCCUGUGUUCUUAAGAGGGGGAUCUAUUAUCCCUAGAAGACAAAGAUUUAGAAGAUCUUCAUCAGCUAUGUAUUCGGAUCCAUUUACGCUCUUGGUUGCUUUAAACAAAAAGGGAGAAGCAGCUGGAACAUUGUAUUUAGACGAUGGAAAAACAUAUGAAUAUCUAAAAGGACAUUACAUUCAUAGAAAUUUUAAUUUUACAUCGGGAAAAUUUAUAUCAACCUCAUUUAAUAAUGAACAAGUUCAAGAUAAUGAAAAUAAUUAUAUUAAAUCAAAUGAUGAUGUUAGGAUAGAAAGAAUAAUUGUUCUUGGAGUUGAUAAAUCACCAAAGAAAAUAAUUGGAUAUUAUAAUGAUUUAAUAGACGAUAAAAAAGAAUUGAAAUUUAGUUUAGGGGGAAUUAAUGAUAUAAAGGGAAUUGUGAGUACUUCAAUUGGAAUCGGUGUUGAAGAAAUAUCUAAAGAUAUCAUUAUUAUUAGAGACCCAAAGUUACUUAUAAGUAGAGAUUGGACUAUAGAAUUUGUUAACUAA
Rhizophagus irregularis DAOM 181602=DAOM 197198 is the source of this 2910-nucleotide messenger RNA. The record is from RefSeq and is a predicted model, not a curated record. Lineage: Eukaryota; Fungi; Glomeromycota; Glomeromycetes; Glomerales; Glomeraceae.